Messenger RNA from Eupeodes corollae, 754 nucleotides. Its product is annotated as viral IAP-associated factor homolog. The record is from RefSeq and is a predicted model, not a curated record. Gene Ontology annotation, cellular component: cytoplasm. The transcript has a single exon. Gene Ontology annotation, biological process: protein folding. Bases 171 to 662 code for a protein of 163 amino acids. NCBI's taxonomy places the organism in Eukaryota, Metazoa, Arthropoda, Insecta, Diptera, Syrphidae.
AUUUUGACAUUACGUCCAUUUUGAAAAGUGAAAUCCAACAACAAUUCGAUGCGGUGCAUUAACUUGUUUUGACAGUUUUUUUUUUUGUUAUUAAAUUGCUGUGGUGAGAAUUUUAGAUUUGAUUUUAGCUGUCAAAUGAAGCAUUUGUUGUUUUGUUAAUUUGUUGAAAAAUGCAGGAUCCAAAUGAAGAUUCCGAAUGGAAUGAUGUCUUCCGGGCAAAAGGUAUCCUUCCACCCAUGUCCGAGAAUGCCUUUGAGAAGCGAACUGGUGGUGACAAGCAGAAAAAUAUCGAAGACAUGAACAUGGACGAAUCUGAAGACUCCCAAGACGAAAGUGUUCGCGAGGAAUAUCUUCACAAACGAUUGGCAUAUAUGCAAGCAUUCGCAGACAAGGUUCUUUUCGGUUCAGUAUGGGCAAUUUUCGGAAAAGAUUACGUCAACGAAGUGACCAAAGCUGGAGAAGGUAUCUGGGUUGUGUUGCAUUUGUACACAAACGGUGUGCCGCUCUGUUCGGUCAUACACCACCAUAUGCAACAGUUCCUGCGGUCGAUAGCCACCACCUGCAUCCCAAAUUUAACAGAGAAGCAUCUGCCAACAAUGUUUAUCUAUUUUGAAGGCCAAAUGAGAAAGCAAUUCAUUGGUGCCUUGGAGCUUCGUGGUUAAAAAUUGACCACCAAUGAAUUGGAGUUCAUGUUCGGUCAGUGUAGUUCAAUUCCAACGGAAAGCAAGGAAGAUUCCAAGCAACAAACUCGUGG